Messenger RNA from Sitodiplosis mosellana (orange wheat blossom midge), 1530 nucleotides. RefSeq names its product regucalcin-like. The transcript is spliced from 3 exons. NCBI's taxonomy places the organism in Eukaryota, Metazoa, Arthropoda, Insecta, Diptera, Cecidomyiidae. The record is from RefSeq and is a predicted model, not a curated record. Bases 1 to 717 code for a protein of 238 amino acids. Gene Ontology annotation, biological process: L-ascorbic acid biosynthetic process. Gene Ontology annotation, molecular function: gluconolactonase activity; calcium ion binding.
AUGUAUAAGGCAACAAUUUUGCUCAUAGUCAUUAGUUUUUGCAAUAGCCGCAACUGUGUACACAGUUAUAGUGUCGAAGCAGUGUCAUCGCAAAAAUGGUCGCAAGCGUAUUCGCCAUAUUGGGACGAUCAGAAGAAGUGUUUAUAUUUCGUAGAUUUUUUCGAUGCAAAACGCACUAUGAACCGAUACGUUCCAGCCGAAAAUCGAUUUUAUUCGGCUGCCAUUGAGGGAAAUAUUUCAACGACGUUUAUGCUGCCAAUUGUAGAGCAUGUCAACCAAUUCGCUGUGAGUGAUAAACGAUCUGUGAAAGUAGUAGAGUGGAAUGGAGUGGAUUCGAUGGCUAGAAUGGUACGCGACACUUUCACAGUAGAAACUGGACCAAAACAUGAGUUCAAUAAUUAUAACAUGGCAUGGGCUUCGCCAAAGCAUAGCUUUUAUGGCGGAACUUUUCCUUUUGAUCUUUGUGCCACGUCAUCAAGUCCACGAGCAUCCCUUUAUCGCUAUAACCAGUGUCUUGGCGCAAAGGCAGUAGCAAAUGACGUGAUAGUUUCAGGUGGAAUGGACUGGAACAUUAAAGGAAACAAGUUUUAUUUCAUCGACACCUGUCGCAAUGUGGUUUAUGAAUACGAUUGGGACCCAACAACAGAUGAGAUAUGUAAGCAGUUGAUAUUCAAAGUAGAAAAUUCCCAUUGGAAAUGUAAACAAAUAUUUUUCUGAUCAAAUGUUCCAGACAACAGACAUGUUGUAUUUGAUUUCAAAAUCAACGGCGAAAUACCUGACUAUCGUCCAUUAGGAAUGACGAUCGAUACUGAUGGAAACCUCUAUGUCGGCUUAUUAUACAAAAGUGCUAUUUGGAAAAUUAAUCCAAGGAAAUCGAAACUUGAGCAGGUGAUUGAAAUACCAUCAGAAAUUGUAAUUGGAUUAGUUUUUGGCGAUGAAGACCAUAGUUCGUUAUAUGUCACGACCGGCACAAUAGGAUACAAUUUCACCACAGGAGGAUAUAGCAACAGGACAUUUUCAGCUGAAAGUGGCAAAAUAUUCAGAGUUAUUGGACUGAAUGCGAAAGGAAACCCAUCCAGAAAAGUUUGCGUUUAAAAAAAUAACACAAAAUGUGACUCGAAAUUUUCUUAGACAUUUUUAAUGAAGAAAUAAACGAACAUUAGGAAACAUAACGAAUAAGUACUAUUUGGUUUUUUCUGUCUGACGAUUCAUUUGUAUUUUAUUUCAUUUUUUUAGAUUUUUAUUCCAAUAAGAUAAAAAAAAACAGGUUUUUUAGAACAAACCAAAGACGUUUGAAAAUGUGCUGUUUAUUUUCUUCAUUGAGAUUUAACGUUAUGUUAUUUCGUUUUAUUUUGGAAAUUUAUAUAAAAUUUGGUGGUUUUUGAAAUUUUCAAGUUCAUGGUUUUUAUCGUCCAUAUAUCAACAAUAAAUCUAAUCGAAUGAAAAAGGCAAAAGAAAGAAUAAACGUGGAUAAAAAAAAGACAAGCAAAAGAAAGAAAAAAUGAAAAAAAAGUGCCAACGACACAUGGU